Messenger RNA from Dermatophagoides farinae (American house dust mite), 4057 nucleotides. NCBI's taxonomy places the organism in Eukaryota, Metazoa, Arthropoda, Arachnida, Sarcoptiformes, Pyroglyphidae. The record is from RefSeq and is a predicted model, not a curated record.
CACAAUUUUCACGUGAAUGGAUUAGAAUUCACGAAUCCAUUUCCCGUUAGAAUUGUCGGCAUAUUUGUUACUGAUUCUGAAUUGCCGUAUACACUGGAAUUGGCUAAACCAUCGAUUAAUAUAGCGAUUGAAAAAGCAAAACGUUUAUAUCCAUCAAUACGAUGGGAAAAUGCCGUAUUUCGUAAUGGUUCCAAUCGUUGUACUUCGAAUUUUGCCGGUGUUUUUGCUGCUGAAGAAUUCUAUCUACGACGUGUUACGGUUUUUAUUGGACCAUCAUGGUAUGUUUUUUUCCCUUAAAGUGAAAAUCAAUCAAUCAAUGAAUUUUUUGUUCAAAUUCAUCAGUGGAUUAGCAUUAGAUCCAGUGGCAAGAAUGGCAUCACAUUGGCGUAUACCUGUCAUUAGUUCUGGUGGUCCACAAUCUCAAUUUUCAAAUAAAGAAAUAUUUAGCACUUUAACACGAUUGUCAUUUUCAUUGACAAAUCUUGGUUCAUUCGUCAUUCAGAUAUUUCAACAAUUUCAUUGGAAACAUAUGGCAAUCAUUUUGCAGGAUAAAACAUCAUCAUCAUUAAUACCAUUGAUUAAAGAGGCAAUAAUCGACAUGUUUGAUACGAAAACCGAUAUUGAAGUUGAAUCACAUGAAAUUAGUCGUUCGUUAGCGAAAACCAAUCUUAAAAAUCUACUCAUUGAUUGUGCAAAAGAAUCACGAGUAAUAUUAAUAUUGACAACCGGUGAAACAUUGCGGCAAAUUUUAUUAGCUGCACAUGAUCUAAAUAUGGGCAAUGGUGGCUAUGUUUUCUUGACCGUAGAACUGUUUAAACAUGCAAAUUCAUUUGGCAAUUUUGAUUGGUUCAUCAAUGGUGAUUCACGUAAUGAGGAUGUAAAACACAUGUAUGAAUCAUUAUUCAUACUGACCGUACAUGUACCGAUGAUUGAGAUAUAUCAAAAAUUUGCCAAUGAUGUGAUAAAGAAAUCACGUAAUGAAUUCAAUACAUCAUUCACAAUGAAAGAUGUUAAUGUUAUAUUGGCUGGAUUUCAUGAUUCAGUUGUUAUGUAUGGUGAAGCGGUUACGGAAACUAUACAGGAUGGUUUUGAUCCACAUGAUGGUAUGGAAGUUACAAAACGUUUAUGGAAUCGUACAUUUUCAAAUUAUUUAAGUGGUGAUAUCUAUAUCAAUGCUAAUGGCGAUAAAGAGACUGAUUAUACAUUAGAGGAUUUUGAUCCACGUUCAUUACGUAUGAAACCGGUAUUUAUUUAUUCCGGUAGAGAUGAUAAAAUUAUCUGGUCCAAUUCGACGGCAAUUCAUUGGCCAAAUAAUCAGAUACAAUUGUCGGAUCCAAAUAUUUGUGAUGAUCAUCUACCCGAUUUACAUUGUAAUCAAUCUAGCAAUGCAUGGCCAAUAUUGGAUAUAUUAGCCGUUAUCGGUAUCGUUGUCAUAUUCAUUUUGAUGGCCAUAUUUUUCAUUUACAGAAAAAUGCGUCUAGAAUCUGAAUUGACAAGUUUAUGGUGGAAAAUACGUUGGAAUGAAAUCAUUUUCAUACAUAAUCAAAGCGAUCGAUCAUUAGAUACAUCGAAACCAUUGUUUUCGACAUUUGUUUCAUCACCUUCAUCAUCAUCAUCUGAACAACAACAAACGGAAAUGACAAAAAAUCCAACAACAACAACAACGACAACAACAACAACAACAACGACUACGACAACGACGACAACUUCGAAGCCACAUAUCCGCAUUAAUGAUUAUUUUACUAUACCAAAUUAUUUUCAACAGCUAAGUUCAUGUUCAUCAUCAUCAUCUGGUCGUCAACGAACAGUUUCAAAUUCGACAAAUAAUAAUAACAAUAAUCUUGAUGUGAAUCGUUCAUCAACAAAAACACCGGUAACAUUAUCGGUAAAUAUCAAAAACAACAGCGGCAGCAGCAACAGAACUACUACUACUAAUAAUAAUAAUAACCGGCAAGCACAAUUGAAUAAACAUACAGCAACAGCAAUUGGAUACAAUGAUUCAUUCACCAAAACGGCACCAUUACCAAAUAAAGGAAUCUAUAAAGGAUCGAAAGUAUUUAUUAAACAUAUGAAUAUCAAACACGUAUCGAUUAAUCGUGAUAUAUUGAUUGAAUUGAAACAAUUGAAAGAUUUAGCACAUGAAAAUCUCAUACGUUUUGUUGGUAUCUGUGCUGAAGAUCAACAUAUUUCAAUAUUGACCGAGUAUUGUGAAAAAGGAAAUCUUCGGGAUCUAUUGGAUAAUGAAGCCAUACGUAUUGAUUGGCCAUUUCGUUAUUCAUUGAUCAAUGAUAUUAUUGAAGGUUUAUUAUUCAUACACGAAUCAUCAUUGGGUUAUCAUGGAACGUUGAAAUCACCGAAUUGUGUUAUCGAUUCACGUUUGGCUGUUAAACUGACCGAUAUUGGUUUGCGUACAUUACGUGAUCUAUCCAAACAAAAUUCUGGUCUACCAAAUUAUAAAUCGUUAUUAUGGACAGCCCCUGAACAUUUACGUCAACGACGUCCAGAUCUACAUGGUUCACCAAAAGGUGAUAUUUAUAGUUUUAGCAUUGUAUUACAAGAAAUUAUUACACGUAGUGGUCCAUUUGAAACGGUUAAAGUAAUCGGUGGUGAUGGAAAAUAUUCCGUUGUGUCGUUGGAUCCACAAUUCAUCAUACAACAAUUGAAAUUGGGUGGUGCCACACCAUAUCGGCCAAAUGUUGAUCAACGUGAAUGUGCACCAGAAUUGAUUGAAUUGCUGCAACAAUGUUGGGAUGAAAAUCCACAGAAUAGGCCAACAAUUUCGACAAUACGUACACAGAUUAGGAAAUUGUCCAAAGAUUACAUUGGUGGAAGUGGAAAUAGUUUUCUUGAAAAUUUGCUAUUACGUUUGGAACAAUAUGCAAAUGAUUUGGAAAUAUUAGUUGAACAGAAAACAUCAGCAUUUUUCGAAGAGAAACGUAAAUGUGAAGAAUUAUUGUAUGAAUUAUUGCCAAAAACUGUUGCCGAUCAAUUGAAACGAGAGAAUCAAGUGAAACCAGAAUCAUUUCAAUGUGUAACCAUAUUCUUUUCGGAUAUCGUCCAAUUCACACAGAUUGCUGCGGCUAGUACACCGAUAGAAAUUGUUGAUUUUUUGAAUGAUUUAUAUACAUUAUUUGAUUCAAUCAUUGCAAGUUAUGACGUUUAUAAAGUGGAAACCGUUGGUGAUGCUUAUAUGGUUGUUAGUGGCCUACCGAUUCGUAAUGGUAAUGAACAUGCUCGGCAAAUUGCACGUAUGUCUUUGGAACUGUUGGAUCAGAUCAAGAAAUUUCGUAUUAAACAUUUACCGAAUCAAGAUGUACGAUUACGUAUUGGUAUACAUUCUGGACCAUGUGCAGCAGGUGUUAUCGGUCUGAAAAUGCCAAGAUAUUGCUUGUUUGGUGAUACGGUCAACACUGCAUCGCGUAUGGAAUCACACGGUGAACCAAACAAAAUACAUACAAGUGGAUCUAGUAAACAGAUAUUGGAUCGUUUUGGUUCAUUCAAUCUAACAUUACGUGGUGAUAUCUAUUUGAAAGGCAAAGGAAUCGUACAAACAUAUUGGCUUGAUAAUGAAAAUAAUCGUUUAUUUGUGGAUCGUUUUAAAUUUUUAAAUAAAAUUGAAACAUUAUCUACAUCUAAUAGAUCAACAUUUACUACUACAACAGCAUUUCAACAACAACAACAACAAUCAUCAGCUGGAAUAUCAUCAACAACAGCAACAACAAAUCAACAAACAACAAUAUUAAUGAAACAACGUAAAUGUGAAUCAUUAGAUUUUAUUGAUAAACAAGAAUUUUCAAUUAUCGAUAACAUGAUGAUUCAAUCUGGUAGUAAUAUCACAGGUGGUGCACUUCAACAGCAACAAAUGGAACAUUCACAACAACAACAACAAACAGAACAAUUAAAAUCAUCAUCAUUGAAUAGUAUACCAAUUGUUGGUGUUAGUGGAAGUGAUGGUUUGAAUACAAGAUAUCCAGCAAAAACUAUUGAUUAUAUUCAAUCAUUAAAUCAGCAGAAAAAAACAAUUGAAUGAAUGAUUUGGUGGGUCGGUGGUUGAUUG